Molecule: messenger RNA, 1269 nt
Organism: Solea senegalensis (Senegalese sole)
Lineage: Eukaryota; Metazoa; Chordata; Actinopteri; Pleuronectiformes; Soleidae
Product: zonadhesin-like
Exons: 8
Coding region: 445-1269 (274 amino acids)
Cellular component (GO): extracellular matrix
Source: RefSeq, a predicted model, not a curated record
UUGUAUGUCUCCUCUGCUCCAGCUAUCAAGUGUCCCUCAGGCAGUCAGUACAAUCCAUGUACCUCUGCGUGUCCUCAGCCCAGUUGCCAGGACCCUGCAGGCUCCGGUGGCUCCUGUAAUCAGCCCUGUGUGGAGGGAUGUGUCUGUAAUCCUGGGCUCAUCCUCAGUGGAGACAAAUGUGUCCCGCUCAGUGAGUGUGGAUGCACUGAUGAAGGUGGAAACUACAGGCCGACAGGAGACACAUGGUUUUCAGAGAAGGACUGUUCAGAGCGCUGUAAGUGUAACGGCAACCACAACAUCACCUGCGAGCCAUGGCAGUGCAGCCCUACACAGGAGUGUAAGGUGGUGGAGGGAGUACUAGGCUGUUACUCUAGAGGAAAUGGAAUCUGCUCAGUAUCUGGUGAUCCUCAUUACAACACCUUUGACAAAGUAACCCACCACUACAUGGGGUCUUGCUCCUACACCUUGACCAAACCCUGCAAUGUCUCCACCGACUUGCCAUACUUCACCGUGGACACCCAGAACGAGCACAGAGGAAGUAACAAGAGGGUUUCCUAUGUCAGAGCUGUAGUGAUCAAUGUGAGCGGUGUGACUGUCAUCCUUGGCAAGGGACGCAAAGUCCAGGUCAAUGGGACAGCAGUCGUCCCACCUUUGAAUCCUGCCAAAGGAGUCAAGAUCUACUUAAGUGGAAAGUUUGUCGUCCUGGAGACAGACUUUGGCCUGAGGGUGCGUUUCGAUGGUAACCACCAUGCUGACGUCACCUUGCCAACCUCCUACAGUGGCCUGCUCUGUGGCAUGUGUGGAAAUUUCAAUAACAAUCCAAGAGACGACAACCUGAAACCAGACCAAACACCAGCCGCUAACACCAAUGAGUUGGGAGACAGCUGGCAGGUUCCUGACCCGCGGCCUGACUGCACCAACGGUGGAGGACAUGAAGAGUGUGACAAGAAUGUGGAGGAGGAGGCCCAGAAACCAACCAGCUGUGGCAUGAUCACCGAUCCUAACGGUAUCUUCAAGCCUUGCCACUCUGUCGUGCCCCCGAACCAAUACUUUGAAAACUGUGUGUACGACGUCUGUGCAACUGGAGGUCAGACUGAGGCUCUGUGCCAGGCCAUAGAGAGCUACGCUGAUUUGUGUGCUGCAGCAGGAGUCCCCAUCGCAUGGAGGAAAAACAACACUUUCUGUCCUAUCAAGUGUCCCUCAGGCAGUCAGUACAAUCCAUGUACCUCUGCGUGUCCUCAGCCCAGUUGCCAGGACCCUGAUCCUUGA